Molecule: messenger RNA, 1176 nt
Organism: Colletotrichum chrysophilum
Lineage: Eukaryota; Fungi; Ascomycota; Sordariomycetes; Glomerellales; Glomerellaceae
Exons: 4
Coding region: 1-1176 (391 amino acids)
Source: RefSeq, a predicted model, not a curated record
AUGGAGUCAGCCUUCAAGUCGAGUGUAGAAUCAGGCAAGAUUCCGGGUGCUGUGGUGAUUGCGAAGGACGUGACCGGCAAAAUUGACUAUGUCCGCUCCUUCGGAGCCAGGUCCGUCCGGCCGGAUGAGAACGGGGCGUUGCCCCCGAUGCAAGCAGACACAAUCAUGAGAAUGGGUCAGGCUAGCGUGCUCGUCGGCACGGUCAUGGCGCUGCAGUGCGUCGAGCGCGGUCUCAUUGGCUUAGAUGAGAGCGUGGAAAAGUACCUCCCCGACCUGACCAGCAUGAAGGUCUUGGCUGGCUUUGAUGCUGAGGACACCUCGGGCAUCUCACACGUGCCUAUCAGCCCUCUCCUGCGUGAGUACUGCGCCAAGGGGUACUCAACGUACCCGUUGCCUAUCGGUGGUGAGACCGACAUUCCCGACCCGUUGGCCGCGCCCCCCGUCGGCGACCCGGGCGCCGAGUGGGUCCACGGCACCAACAUCGACUGGGCCGGUAAGCUGGUCGAGCGCGCAACGGGAAUGGACCUGGAGAGCUACAUGCAGCAAAACAUCUGCGCGCCGCUGGGCAUCACCGACAUCACGUUCAAGCUCCACCAGCGGCCCGACAUGCUCGCGAGACGGGCGGACCUAACGAAGCGCAGCCCCGAGGACGGCAAGUUGUACUACGACGACACCAUCUUCUUCCGCAAGUUCCCGGACGAGUGUUAUGCCGGCUCGGGUAUGUUCGCCAGCCCGGCCGCCUUCAUGGCCGUGAUGCACUCCCUUCUGAAGCGCGACGGCGUCCUCCUGAAGCCCGAAACAGUUGACCAGAUGUUUGUGCCUGCGCUCAACGAGAAGAUGGAGCGCGGGAUGAAUGAGCACUUCAACAAGGUCAUCCGCUUUAUCAACUAUGGCUAUCCGCUGCCGCAGUGGCCUACUCUGCGCCGCAACUUCGGAUUCGGAGCCAUUGUAAUCAUGCAGGAUCUGGACGGAGACAAGUGGCGCCGUAAGGGGUCUAUGUCCAUCAACUGCGGAUGGAACGUUGGACUGGUUUGGAAGGCUUACAUCGACGAACAGCAAAUCGACCCUGCAGCGGGACUGUGCACCAUCGUGGCAUUCCAGACUUCGCCAUACAGCACUCCUAUCGAAGAGGGGCUUGUACACACCUUUGAGAAGGCUAUGUAUUCGUUGCUGUGA